AGGGCAGGGCAGUCUUCGUCUGAACCAAUGGAACUAUUUGACUCUCUCUUUCUUUCAUCUUUUUCCAACUUUAUCUACAGUCUUAACUUGAGUUGCUUGCCCUUUUCCCUGAUAGAAAAUCUGAUGAUCUGAUCUUCUCCUCUCUUUUAAGCAUAUCUCAGAAGCUAUCUCUGUACCCAAUAACUGCAGUCUUUCAACCUUUCUUGCUGACUGCACUCACUCUCUCUGCAAGCAGAAUCUUUCAAUUUUUCCCCCCUUCAAGUUGUUUACUACAUUUCUUAAUUCUCUCGCCUUCAAACUAUUCAAAACAAAAAAAGCCUCACCUCUUCCCCACUCUCAUAAAAACCAUGCAGAUUCUUGCACUUUGAUCAUCCCUUUCGUGCUUCGUUUAAUUCUCACAUCACCAGCACCUUGAGAAGUUAAUCUUGUAGCUGCAAAGAGCAUAAACCAAAGCUUCCGCCUUUUUUUCCUCCUGAAGAAUGGAAACAGUAUCGCCCGGUUUUCACCUAAAAUAAGGAAGUGAUUUCACUCUCUGCGUCUCCUUCUCUCCACUAGGGUUCACUCACCUUCCCGUACAAGCAAGCAACAAAGAGAGGCAAAACAAAAGGAAAACAGCCAGAAGCAGGACAACCUACAGGGUCUUCAAAAUCAGCUCCUUUCAAGAUCCCGAUAAAGAAAGCAAUAAAACCCUAAUCUAGAUCUUCAUCUACAUGGAUUUAGCUUCCCUAUCAACAAACCCCACCUAUUCAAGCCCUGUAAUCACAAGCCCCACCACCACCACCACCACAAACACCACAACUUUGGCCACAACCACCUCCCCAUCUUCCACUCCAAGUCGCUAUGAGAACCAAAAGAGAAGGGACUGGAACACUUUUUGCCAGUACCUUAGAAAUCACAGGCCUCCUUUAUCACUCCCUAUAUGCAGCGGAGCCCAUGUUCUUGAAUUUUUAAGGUACCUAGACCAAUUUGGCAAAACCAAAGUCCAUAACCAAACUUGUCCUUUCUUCGGCUUCCCUAAUCCACCGGCACCAUGCCCUUGCCCCCUCCGGCAAGCAUGGGGAAGCCUUGAUGCACUCAUCGGAAGGCUCAGAGCUGCCUACGAGGAGCAUGGAGGGAGGCCCGAAGGAAACCCAUUUGGUGCAAGAGCAGUGAGGAUUUACUUAAGGGAGGUUAGGGAUUUUCAAGCUAAAGCAAGAGGAGUUAGCUAUGAGAAAAAGAGAAAAAGGCCCAAACCAAAGGUCACAGCAACACCACAAUCAGCAGCAGCCGCAGAAGCAGCAGCAGCUGGUUCCAGUGCAGGUUAGUGGUCAAAAUUAAAGAAUCGAUGGACCUGGAGUUGAAGAUCGAUAUCGAGGCUAUAUAUGUGUGGGUUCAUUCACCAGCAGCUUUUAGCUAUAUGGGGUAUAUUUUCUGCUCCUCCUUUUUACUAUAAAGAGAAGAUCAGUUAUAAAAUGAACUUUGCUUAUAUUUCUAAGAGGAUAUGUUGAGAUUUGUGGGUACCAGUUGAUUUGCUCUUUAAGGGACAGCUGCAUGGUAAUGACCUUGUAGUAUCAGCAGCGGCAGUAGUGGUAAUAAAUCAUAUACUGAUACUCCCCACUAGACAAAGCAGCUAGCCGAAAUCAUGGAAGCAAGUGUUGUUAUACCUGUGUUCAAAAAUUAACAUGUACCUAAACAAGCAAUCUAAGUACUUGUUAAUUAAAAA
Populus euphratica (Euphrates poplar) is the source of this 1702-nucleotide messenger RNA. RefSeq names its product protein LIGHT-DEPENDENT SHORT HYPOCOTYLS 1-like. Gene Ontology annotation, cellular component: nucleus. Lineage: Eukaryota; Viridiplantae; Streptophyta; Magnoliopsida; Malpighiales; Salicaceae. The coding region runs from base 711 to 1304 and encodes 197 amino acids. Gene Ontology annotation, biological process: response to light stimulus; mRNA transcription. The record is from RefSeq and is a predicted model, not a curated record. The transcript has a single exon.